CCCGAGUGCCUGAACAAAGUUCCCAGAGCUAUUCCAGCUACUUUGGCAGCAAUUAUGAGUCCUAUGGAAAUGGAUAUGGAUGCAAAUAACCACAAUUACGUCACACUCCGCAACCAAAACCUCGUCCAUCAAUCAGGCGUCUGUCCAUCUACUCCUCCUGCUACAUUUCAUAGUCGACAGCCUCUUGUAAAGAUGCCUUGA
Rodentolepis nana is the source of this 201-nucleotide messenger RNA. NCBI's taxonomy places the organism in Eukaryota, Metazoa, Platyhelminthes, Cestoda, Cyclophyllidea, Hymenolepididae. The record is from the annotation of a GenBank genome assembly.